GGCCCUGGGGGACUCCCCGCCACUAGAGGUGCCUCUUGCCUUCAUAAACAGGCCUUUUGGACUACAUCUCCCAUCAUCCUCAGCCCCAACAGUGAGGCUGAGCCCACACUGCAGAAACCAACCACUUCGACGCUGCUUUAACUGCCAUGCUGGGAGUUGUAGUUUAUUCUGGCCCUAAACCCCUCUGAAAGACUAGGCUCAAGGCCUCACAGGACUACAAAUCCCAGAAUCCCAUGGCAUUGAGCCAGGGCAGCUAAAGCGGUGCCGAAUUAAGCUCAAGAGGGCAGGAUGCCGCACAAGGUUGGGUUUAUUGUUGUGAGUUCAUCGGGACACGAGGAUGGCUUCAGCGCAAAAGAACUGAUGGUCCACGCGCCGACCAUCAACGGAUGGAGGUCACCAAGGCUCUGCCAAUAUCCCCAAGAAAUCGUCCUGCAGAUGGUGGAGCGAUGUAGAAUCCGGAAACUCCAGUUGCUGGCUCACCAGUACAUGAUCUCCAGCAAAAUUGAAUUCUACAUCAGCGAUAACCUGCCUGAGUACUUUGCGCCGUACAAGUCGGAGAGGUUCCGAAGGCUGGGUUACGUCUCUCUCUCGGAUAAUGAGAAGACUGGCUACAAAGCCCGAGAACUGAAAUCGGUCUAUGUGGAUGCUGUUGGCCAAUACCUGAAGUUGACCUUCCACAAAAACUAUGUCAAUCGAUACAACUUGUACAGCCAGGUUGCUCUUGUAGCCAUAAAUAUCAUCGGCGAGCCUGCAGAUUUCAGCAGCGACAACAGUCAUGCUUCACGAGAGAAGCUGAUUGACCAUUAUCUUGGAAACAACCCAGACGAAUCGGCCUUAGAUGGAACAUACAUUGGGAAGCCCGACUCCAUUUCACCACUGGAUGAUCUGGCCUUUGACAUGUACCAAGACCCAGAGGUUGCCCAGAUAAUUCGCAAACUGGAUGAGAAAAAACACGAAGCGGUGCGCAAGGAACACUACGAUCAGGCCAAGAAACUCAAGCAAGCCAUUGCGGACCUGCAGAAGGUCGGUGAGCGGCUGGGCCGCUACGAGGUGGAGAAGCGCUGUGCAGUUGAGAGGGAGGACUAUGAUCUGGCCAAGCAGAAGAAGCAGCAGAUGGAGGAGUACCGCCUCAAAGUCUACCAGCAGCUGGAAUUACACAACCUCCUUGAUCCGGACCUGAUGGUCCGGCGGCCCCCCGACUUGCCUCUUGACCCCCUGGCUUAUCCUGCCACGUCUCCUCACCAAAAGAAGCCUCUGCUUUCUCCCCGGCGGGACAGAACCGAAGCGGAGGCUGCCGAGGCUUUGUCUCCCGAAAAGCCACCAGAGGCUCUUUCUCCUGAGCCGGUUCUUGCCCAGAGCCCCUCUCCUCCUGCAGCCCAGGCGGCCCCUCUCUCUACCGAAUCUGGAAAUCCAAAGAUAAAUGCUGACUUCAUCCCUUACGACGAGAGGCCUCUCCCAGCCACCCGGAAGCAGCAGCAGGAGGAAGGGUUUGCUUACCUGGAUCCUGAAAUGAACGAGGAGGACAUGGGAGACACGCCAAGAAGUGGCACUGUGGGAGAGCCAGAGCCAUUGACGGAGAAAGCAUUGAGGGAGGCCAGCACAGCCAUUGAAGUGUUUGGCGAAGGGCUGGUUGCUGGGGCCUACUCCAAAACGUGGUCCUACCGGGAAGACUCAUUGCUCGCAAUUUACAAAAAGAUGAUGGAGGUGUCUCCCAGUACGCCAAAGGAAGACCUGAAGAACCUGCUUCGGGGUGCCAUCUUUCUCAUAGUGAGAGCCAUAAAAGACAUUGUCUCAUCGGUUUUCCACGCUUCCUUAAAACUUCUUAAAAUGAUCAUCACCCAGUAUAUCCCCGCGCAUAAGCUUGGGAAGCAAGAGACCGCGCAUUGUGUGGAGAGGACUUUUCCCAACCUGCUUUCCAGGACCGGAGACUCCUCUGCCCGCCUUCGCAUAGCGGCUGCCAACUUCAUCCAGGAGAUGGCCCUCUGUAAUGAAGUAAGGCCCCUUCAGAUCAUCCCUGCUCACCUGGUGCAUCCCCUGAAGCCAAAUUCUCCAACACAUCUCGCAAUGAGCCAGGUGGAAUUAGUGGAACGGUUGCUAAAAGAUCUCGGGACGGAUAACACCGGCUUCACCAUUGACAACGUCAUGCGCUUUGCCACAGGCGGCCUGGAGCACCGGGUCUAUGAGGUCCGCGAAACAGCCCUCCGGGUGAUCUUGGACAUGUACCGCCAGCACCGAGCCAUCAUCCUGGAUUACCUCCCUCCCGACGACGCCAACACCCGGAAGAACGUUCUGUACAAGACACUUUUCGACGGGUUUGCUAAAAUAGACGGCAAGCCCACGGAGUCUGAGAUGAGGGCACAGAAGAAGGCGGCCUCAGAAGAAGCCGAAAGACAGAAAAAGGAUGAAAUCAAAGUUUUGCAAGGUCAGCUGGCUGCUCUGAAGGAGAUGCAGACAGAAGCUCAGGCAGCAAAGGAGAAAGAGGCCGAUUUUCAGAAAUCCAAGAACCCAGGUGACAUCUUAAAAGCCCCACAGCCUACGGACGUUGCGGAUGAUCAUUCCUCUGUCACAAAUUACCUUGACAACCUUUGCAUCUUCUGUGGGGAAAGAGAUGAAUCUUUCACAGAGGAAGGCUUGGAUCUCCACUAUUGGAAGCGCUGCCUCAUGCUAACCAGAUGUGAUUUCUGCAAGCAGGUUGUUGAGAUCGCUAGCCUGACGGAGCACUUGCUGACCGAGUGUGACAAGAGGGACAAUUUUGGCAAGUGCCCACGCUGCUGUGAAGCCCUUCCAAAGGAUGAGCUGCCCCGCCACAUCAAGGGGAAGGCCUGCAACCCUGCCAAACCUGAAAAGGUGGCCAACCGUUGUCCCUUGUGCCACGAGAACUUCACUCCAGGAGAAGAGGCCUGGAAGGUGCACCUCAUGGGCAAAGAUGGCUGUCGCAUGAACCUGAGGCGGACCCAGAUCUUGAACAAGAGCUUGCCAUCGCAGUCCGUCACCGGCAGAACCGCCGCGCCACUCAACCGAUCCGGGCCACCAGCCGUGAAGCUUCGCUCCCCUUCGGUCGGAAGCAAGAUCCCCACUCCACGCGGAGGCUUGAAUAAAAGCACUGGCAGAACGUACGCCAAGCGAUGACAUGGAUCUCUUCUUCCCCCGAGGGUGUCUUUGCAGGUGAUGAUGGCUACACCCGGUCUCUCUUCUUUGCCCAAGCGGCAUGCGCCCCUGGCUGUCGGCUAGUUGCCUCGCUCUAUUUAUGAUCGUAGGUUGGUUCUCUGAUAGGUUGACUGCAUCCACCCGCACCAGCGCUUCGGUGUGGAGCAGUUUGGCCCCACAAAACCCCUGGCCCUUUAAGCCAGUUGGGGUCCCAUCACCCCUUGUUUGUUAUCACUGGUUCUCAGGGUGCUAAAUCACUUGCCGCUGUCCUUGAGAAGCAAAGGGAGGGGCAGAAGGAAGUUAAGCCAUACCUUUUUUUGCCACCAACGCCUCCGUUUAGUCCUUUGCUUUUCGUGUUGUUUACCAUGAAGCUCUCAUCCCAAUUCCAGCGAGUUGUCAUAGACCUUUCCUAGGCAAAGUGAACUGCAAUCGAGGUACAGACUGAAGUGUUCAUAGGGCACAUUUGAAAUGUGCAUUCUCAUUUUUCUUGGGGUCCACACAGAAUUCC
Molecule: messenger RNA, 3655 nt
Organism: Sceloporus undulatus (fence lizard)
Lineage: Eukaryota; Metazoa; Chordata; Lepidosauria; Squamata; Phrynosomatidae
Gene: CEP104
Product: centrosomal protein 104
Exons: 22
Coding region: 289-3129 (946 amino acids)
Cellular component (GO): cilium
Molecular function (GO): protein binding
Source: RefSeq, a predicted model, not a curated record